CCUUUAUCUCCAAAACCCCCCAAACCCAUAACGACGAGUCGGUUCAGAGGUACGGUCUUCGUACUCGUCUCUGUUCUUGCUCUUGUUCUUUCAACCAAGAAAAAUCAAACAAAAAAAUUUGAAAACCCCCCAAAAAACCCUCCGCUCGACUCCUGUCUCGCGACAAGACUCGAUCACCCACCACCGCCAAACGAAACACCUCUUCUUCUGAGCCAGCUUCCCUGCUUCUCAGAGUUCUUCUCGCCUUUCCUCAACAACACUUCGUCAGGACUGUUCAUCUCGCAUCUUUCACGUCCAUCCUCCCCGUCAACGACAUCAAAAUGGCCGCUAACACCAACUCUGGCGCUGUUGAUCAGCUCGCCAAUGACCUUAACAACACUUCCCUCAACGGCAGCGAUGCCAAGGCCCCCGCCAUCGACACCAACGUGAGCGGAGGGUCUGAGGACGCCUCGGCCGCCACUCCCGGCUCUGCUGCUCCCCAGCCGCAGAACUCUGCCUCCCUCUACGUCGGCGAGCUCGACCCCUCCGUCACUGAGGCCAUGCUUUUCGAGCUCUUCUCUCAGAUCGGUGCGGUUGCCUCCAUCCGCGUCUGCCGCGAUGCUGUCACCCGCCGCUCCCUCGGCUAUGCCUACGUCAACUACAACUCAACUGCCGACGGUGAGAAGGCUCUCGAGGAGCUCAACUACACUCUCAUCAAGGGUCGUCCCUGCCGCAUCAUGUGGUCUCAGCGCGACCCCGCUCUGCGCAAGACUGGCCAGGGCAACGUCUUCAUCAAGAACCUCGACGUGGCCAUCGACAACAAGGCCCUCCACGACACUUUUGCUGCUUUCGGUAACAUUCUGAGCUGCAAGGUCGCCCAGGACGAAAACGGCAACUCCAAGGGUUACGGCUUUGUCCACUACGAGACCGACGAGGCUGCUCAGCAGGCCAUCAAGCACGUCAAUGGCAUGCUUCUCAACGAGAAGAAGGUCUACGUGGGACACCACAUUCCCAAGAAGGACCGCCAGAGCAAGUUCGAGGAGAUGAAGGCCAACUACACCAACAUCUACGUCAAGAACAUCAGCAACGAGGUCACCGAUGACGAGUUCCGCGACCUCUUUGAGAAGUACGGCGAGAUCACCUCUGCCUCUCUUGCCCGCGACCAGGAGGGCAAGAGCCGCGGCUUCGGUUUCGUCAACUUCACCACUCACGAGUGCGCCGCCAAAUCCGUCGAGGAACUCAACGGCAAGGACUUCCGCGGACAGGAUCUGUACGUUGGCCGUGCCCAGAAGAAGCAUGAGCGUGAGGAGGAGCUUCGCAAGUCGUACGAGGCCGCUCGCCUCGAGAAGGCCAACAAGUACCAGGGCGUCAAUCUGUACAUCAAGAACCUGGGUGAUGAUGUCGACGAUGAGAAGCUGCGCCAGAUGUUCUCUGAGUUUGGGCCCAUCACUUCUGCCAAGGUCAUGAGGGACAGCCUCGCCGAGACAGAGGAGAAGGAGCGAAAGGAGAGGGAAGAGGAGAAGGAGAAGGAAAACCAGAAGGAGGAGGUCAAGGAGGAGACCGAGGAGGAGGAGGAGACCGAGGAGUCAGCCGAGAAGAAGUCUGACAAGAAGGACAGGAAGCUUGGUAAGAGCAAGGGCUUCGGCUUCGUCUGCUUCAGCAACCCUGACGACGCCACCAAGGCUGUUGCCGAGAUGAACCAGCGCAUGAUCGACGGCAAGCCUCUCUACGUCGCCCUCGCUCAGCGCAAGGACGUCCGCAAGAGCCAGCUUGAGGCUAGCAUCCAGGCUCGCAACCAGUUGCGCAUGCAGCAGGCCGCUGCUGCCGCCGGCAUGCCCCAGCAGUACAUGCAGCCUCCGGUCUUCUACGGCCAGCAGCCUGGGUUCAUGCCUCAGGGUGGCCGUGGCAUGCCCUUCCCGCAGCCCGGCAUGGGCAUGGGUGGCGUGCAGGGCGGACGCCCUGGCCAGUUCCCCGGCUAUCCCCAGCAGGGAGGUCGUGGUGGCGUGCCUCAGCAGAUGCCUCCCAACAUGUACGGCAUGCCCGGUCAGUUCCCGCCCCAGUACGGCCAGCCUGGCACGCCUCAGUUCAUGGCUGCGAUGCAGCAGGCCCAGCAGGCCGCUCUGGGCGGCGGCCGUGGCGGCCCUCAGGGCGGCCGCGGUGCCAUGCCUCCCCCAAGCGCUCCUGGUGUGAUGCCCGGUUUCCCGCCGAACAACCGCCAGCAGGGCAACAUGGGUCGUGGCGGUAAUGCCAACGGCCGUAAUGGCAGCUUCCCUAAUCAGGCUCGUGGCGGCGACGCCAACAACGCUUCUGCUCUGCAGGCCCAGCUUUCCGCCGCUCAGCCCGCUCAGCAGAAGCAGAUGCUCGGCGAGCUGAUUUUCCCCAAGAUCCAGGCUAUCAAUGCCGACCUUGCCGGCAAGAUCACCGGUAUGCUGCUUGAGAUGGACAACGCCGAGCUCAUCAACCUCAUCGAGGACGAGGGCGCGCUGAAGGCCAAGGUCGACGAGGCGCUCGCGGUCUACGACGAGUAUGUCAAGACCCAGGGUGGCUCUGAGGGCGGCGAGGCCAAGAAAGAGGAAGAGACCAAGGCAUAAGCUCGCCAGCGUCAUCUUCCGCUACGAAAUAUCUUUCCUUUGUUAGUCUUUUCGCUUUUACGGUAAAUGCGUAUCCCGGAUCCGAUCUCAACAAACAGUUGAGCCGACUACAUGGCCGCCCCGAUGGCCGCCUAACAGGGAUUGCAUUUGUACAGAUAGACUUCGUUGCUAUUUCUUCUCGGGAAGGGGAAAAAUGACUGGCGGAGAUGUCGAUGGAUAAGCAUCGUUCGGAGGAAGCGACGAUGAGGUCUUGCGUCGUAGAUGGUUACGGCAAGCCGCUCCACGGAAAGGAAAGGAUCAGUCGGAAGGCGUUGGAAGGAUGUCGGUUUUCGUGCAGACCGCCUGGAGAAUGGCCUAUACCCCUCAACACGACACGGCACGCGCUUCUCGGGCAGACGAUGACACGGAGGUUACGCGGAUAGGACUUGUAAUACAUCAAUGUUCAGAA
Molecule: messenger RNA, 3018 nt
Organism: Purpureocillium takamizusanense
Lineage: Eukaryota; Fungi; Ascomycota; Sordariomycetes; Hypocreales; Ophiocordycipitaceae
Gene: PAB1
Product: Protein phosphatase PP2A regulatory subunit B
Exons: 3
Coding region: 321-2570 (749 amino acids)
Cellular component (GO): ribonucleoprotein complex
Molecular function (GO): RNA binding
Source: RefSeq, a predicted model, not a curated record